Molecule: messenger RNA, 735 nt
Organism: Paramecium tetraurelia
Lineage: Eukaryota; Ciliophora; Oligohymenophorea; Peniculida; Parameciidae
Exons: 4
Biological process (GO): maturation of LSU-rRNA from tricistronic rRNA transcript (SSU-rRNA, 5.8S rRNA, LSU-rRNA); maturation of 5.8S rRNA from tricistronic rRNA transcript (SSU-rRNA, 5.8S rRNA, LSU-rRNA); rRNA methylation
Cellular component (GO): preribosome, large subunit precursor; nucleolus
Molecular function (GO): rRNA (uridine-2'-O-ribose)-methyltransferase activity; rRNA (guanine) methyltransferase activity
Source: RefSeq, a predicted model, not a curated record
AUGUUCAAAUUUAGGAAUUUAUAUUCACUAUCUGUGAGUUCUUAAAAAAAAACCAAAAGAUGGUAUAUGGAACACAUUAACGAUUUCUACGUUAAGGAAUCUAAAAGAUUAUAAUUAAGAAGCAGGGCUGCCUUUAAACUGAUGCAGAUCAAUGAGAAAUAUGCAAUCUAUAAACCCAAUUAAUAUGUUUUAGAUUUGGGAGCAGCUCCUGGUAGUUGGUCUUAAGUGGUGUCUGAAAAAGGCAAAGUGAUGGCAAUAGAUCUAUUGGAAGUGUCACCCAUAUAAAAUGUUAAAUUUAUUUAAGGAGAUAUCAUGGACAAACAAAUAAUGAAUUAAAUUAGACAGCAUAAAUUUGAUGUUGUGCUUUCAGAUAUGGCACCCAAUGUUUCUGGAGAACAUGAAGCAGAUCAUUAAGGAAUAACUGCAUUAAAUUAAACAGCAUUGCUUUUGAGCACUUUUACAUUAAAAACUAAUGGUAACUUAGUAAUGAAAACCUUUGUUGGUAGUGAGGAGAAACUUAAUUAUGACUUUUUUAGAUUAUUUUUCAAAGAAUUUUAUAGAGAAAAGCCUUUAAGUUCUAAGUAGGAAUCAAGUGAACUAUUUUAUGUUGGCAAAGGAUUUUCAUCAGAUUUAAUAAGGGAAAUAUUAGAAAACACUGAAAAAUUAUAUAAAUACCCAGAGUAAAUACAGAAUAGAUUGAAAAAUUUGGUAAUUGAUUAUAAAAUGUUUGAAUGA